CCCCUAAAUCCCGAGCUUUCCCUUUGAUUUUAUAAUUUCUCUGUCCGAACGACGUCGAAUUUUCUAGAUUGUUCGACGGCGACGGCGAUGGGAGCUGGGAGAGAAGUCAGCGUAUCGCUAGAUGGAGUCAGAGACAAAAACUUGAUGCAGCUUAAGAAGCUCAACACGGUUCUGUUCCCGGUUCGGUACAACGACAAGUACUACGCCGAUGCAAUCGCUUCCGGCGAAUUCACCAAACUUGCAUAUUACAGUGACAUAUGUGUUGGAGCCAUCGCUUGUCGGCUGGAAAAGAAAGAAGGUGGAGCCAUGCGAGUUUAUAUAAUGACGCUUGGUGUUCUUGCACCAUACCGUGGGAUUGGCAUUGGUUCAAAGCUAUUGAAUCAUGUUCUUGACAUGUGCUCCAAGCAAAACAUGUGUGAGAUAUACUUGCACGUGCAGACAAACAAUGAAGAAGCGAUCAAGUUCUACAAGAAGUUUGGGUUUGAGAUUACAGAGACCAUACAAAACUAUUACAUCAACAUUGAACCAAGAGACUGCUACGUUGUCACCAAGUCCUUUGUUCAAUCUGAAGCCAACAAAUGAUGGAAAAUACCCAACUUAGGGAAGCCAUUCCUCCCCAGUUUCUUUGUUUGUUCAAUGCAAGAUCUAUUAAUGUUAUGACGAGUCAGCGGUUCCCGAAUUUUGCUUGUUUUGUUGACCUUAAAGUUUAUUAUUGAUUCGAAAUUUAUAGAUUCCUGGCUAUAUACUUCAAUUCUUACAUGAAUUCUCUGGUUUUGGACCUUUUUGGUUGGAGAAGUUUUAAUUUUGCAA
Messenger RNA from Capsella rubella, 810 nucleotides. RefSeq names its product N-alpha-acetyltransferase 50. NCBI's taxonomy places the organism in Eukaryota, Viridiplantae, Streptophyta, Magnoliopsida, Brassicales, Brassicaceae. The transcript is spliced from 3 exons. Gene Ontology annotation, molecular function: N-acetyltransferase activity. Gene Ontology annotation, biological process: mitotic sister chromatid cohesion. Gene Ontology annotation, cellular component: cytoplasm; NatA complex. The record is from RefSeq and is a predicted model, not a curated record. Bases 88 to 582 code for a protein of 164 amino acids.